AUGGUUGAUUCACAAGAUGAAACUGACUCUGGCAAGGAUACCCUCGUUGAUGGACAGCUCACAAUAAAAAUACCUAAUCCGAAAACGUACAUGGCUCGCCAGUCUGCCUGGAUCGGUCGAAGGGGAAAGCCCCGCUGCGACCACUGCCGUCUAAAUAAUUUGAAGUGUGAUCGUAUUCUACCUACCUGCAAUCAUUGCUCUUGGGCGUCAGGCAGAGAAUGCAGGUACACCCCAUUGCCGACUCCGGCCCACCGUGGCAUUCCAAGAUGUGAUCGUUGUCGCAGGAAGAAUCUCAAGUGCGACCGGAACUUGCCUGUUUGCAAUCACUGUAGUGAAGAUGACGAUGCUGAGUGCAACUACACGCCCAAGAAGCGCCAUAAAGCAACAGCAGAGCAAGUUUCGGCUCAAGACCACGAUGCUCAUUCGCACAAAGCAGAAUCGUCGCCUACAUCAGAAAGCGUGCACCACGAUGGAUUGGCUGAAUCUAAAAGGGCUCACACCUUUUAUGGGCAGAAUGUCGCCACCCGAAACGGCGAGUCCCCACAGCCUCCCAUCCUCGGCGGUGUUGAAGGCUCCCCAGAUUUAGACAAGCCAAUUCAAUCGCAAACUGGUCGUUUUACUGCAGAUUACUUGCAGUCCAAGUCUCAGUAUGCUGGUCCUCUUCCUGUCAUUGCACCUAAACCAUCAUCUCUUGGCGACAGUUCACUCUCAUUCAUAUCCCACGCAUUUGCGCCGGGGCAAGGCAUAAUUGUCAACAGCACAUACGUCCAACCGUGGAGCCAUCCUUCGUUUUCUCCAUUACCAGAGUCAAUAUUGCAACGACUGGGCAGCGUCGACUCAUCAGAAAUGCCGAACCGUGAGACCUUCGACGACAAUAUCGCGAGCUUCUUGGGGGAUUUGCUGCCAGAGCUCAGAGACACGGCAUGUUUACCUCCUGAUAUUUACUUAUCCAUGUCGCGAUCUCUCGUGGCCAACGAUCUUUCUAAGCUUCCAGCCAGGCUUCGCGACUGGAUAUCCAUCAACCAUAUUCGUUCAGGGUCGUCGAAGGGCAGCCUGCUACUUGUACCACGAGAUUCCAUUUUCCAAGCGGCCGAUACAGAGGUCACAAGACUGCUAAAGGCUUAUCGCGACAGUGUGGACGGCUCCAAUGGCUCCGAUGAUGAAUUGUCGGGUGAUGUUGACUUCUCACAAGGCAAGUAA
Molecule: messenger RNA, 1200 nt
Organism: Pleurotus ostreatus (oyster mushroom)
Lineage: Eukaryota; Fungi; Basidiomycota; Agaricomycetes; Agaricales; Pleurotaceae
Exons: 3
Coding region: 1-1200 (399 amino acids)
Biological process (GO): regulation of DNA-templated transcription
Molecular function (GO): zinc ion binding; DNA-binding transcription factor activity, RNA polymerase II-specific
Source: RefSeq, a predicted model, not a curated record